AUGGGGAAACGAUCAAAGAAGCUGAAAGCAUCCUCGGACGACGGCACGCGUCGAAUAGGAGACAUAUUCCUGGCGAGGCCUAAAACCAAAAUGGCGGCAGCGCCAGACUCCCCAGGCCUAUCCUCGGACGAAGACCCACUGGACUCCCCAGAUGCCAUACCUGAGGCAGAUGACCCUUUCUCCACCGUGCAAUUAGGGGACCUGGGGGCUCCCGCAACGAAGGGAGACAUCCUGGGCCUUCUGAAACACCUGCGCACAUGGUUCCGCACGGAUAUGGCGCUGCUCCGUGAGGAGGUAACAGCCGUGACGGACAGGGUGAAGGCCACAGAGGAGGAUAUCACCUCCAUGGCACAAUGCCAGACAGACGCAACAGAGCGACUACAACAACUCCAAGGCUCACACCAGGCCCUGCAGGCCAGAGUCAAUGCGAUGGACGACUCUAGGAGACGAAUCAACAUAAAAGUAAGAGGCAUCACAGAAGCUGUCAACGACACGGAGCUACCCCACUUUAUUAGGCGCCUCCUGUCGGAGACCCUGCACCCCAAACAGGCGAAGAACCUGCAACUAGAUGGAAUACUCAGACUCCCCAAGUCCGCAAGGGCUCCAGCAGACGCUCCCCGCGAUGUCCUCCUGAGAUUCCAGUCCCUACGCGACAAACAAGCACUGAUGGACGCCAUCAAGAACAAGAGCCCGCUCAAAUUUGAGGGCUCCCAACUAACCUUUCUCCAGGAUCUCUGCAGGGCAACGUUGGAGUGGAGACGUUCUAUCAGCCAGGUCACCAAGACCCUUCGAGAAGCAGGCAUCCAGUACAGAUGGGGCCCUUCCCACACACUCGUAGCCACACAGGGCGAGACCACCCGCCGACUCACCUCAGCUGCUGACGCCGACCCAUUCCUCCACAGCCUGGGGCUCAACCGGCACAAGCCCGACACUGCCAAACCUGGACAUUCCUGGGACAUAUCCAACAUAGUCCCCUUUGUACCUCGCAAUGAAGCCGACACAGGAUGAGACGCCCCAACCAGACCCGGGCUCACAAUACCCCUCUGGUAGAGGGAAGUGCCGAAGGACUGGCAGGCGAUAAUACCUCUUAAUGUUGACAUAGUCAUAAAGUUAAAAUUUUAUGUAGGCAUGUUCAGUCAAAGCCAUCCGGCUACUAUAACCUACUAACGUCCCCACACCACUUCUUGCCAGACACACCACCCGACUACCCCCCCACCAACUCAGGGGCCCUAGAGCGAUUCAAUAGCUACUCCACCCAAACGGGAACGAUAAACCAGCUCCCAAAUCCAAGCAGCACACCCCCCCUUCACAGCAAUAGUCACAGCACACGAACCAGCAUGCAUCCUCACCAAACAUCUAUAACACAACGCUGCUAUCACGGCACACCAAGAGGGCUACUCUCUAGGUGA
This is a messenger RNA of Pelobates cultripes (western spadefoot toad), 1409 nucleotides long. The record is from the annotation of a GenBank genome assembly. NCBI's taxonomy places the organism in Eukaryota, Metazoa, Chordata, Amphibia, Anura, Pelobatidae.